CAGACACCAGACAGGCACUUCUUUUCUCUUCAUGAACUCGAUUUCUCCAUUACCCAUUCUAUAAAACAUCCUUUACAAAACAUGUCCACCACAUUGUUCAGAACAAUCCAACCAAACCACUUCACACUUCUCGGAACCGCCUUGUUCAGAACCAGAAGAACGACCCGUCACAUCUCCGUGAGAUGUCUCAACCAAACCGCAACAACCCAGGAACCAAAACCCUCCUCUCAACCAAGAACCGCACCAAAAAACCACGGAAGCAACAAGCUUGACGAGAUUCUCCGAGACUACGAAGCCGUUAUCGGGAUAGAGACUCAUGUCCAGCUCUCCACAUCCACAAAAGCCUUUUGCAGUUGUCCCAACAGCUACGGGUCGCAUCCAAACACGAGCAUAUGUCCUGUCUGUAUGGGUUUGCCUGGCGCUUUGCCUGUUUUAAGUUCGAAAGUUGUUGACUUUGGUGUUAGAUUGGGUUUAGCUUUGAACUGUGAGCUCUCUCUCAAGUCAAAGUUUGAUAGGAAGCAGUAUUUUUAUCCUGAUUUGCCUAAAGGCUAUCAGAUUUCUCAGUUUGAUAUCCCAAUUGCAUCUGGUGGUUAUGUGGAUGUGGAUAUUCCUCUUGAGUUUGGUGGUGGACAUAGGAGGUUUGGUAUCACUAGGGUUCAUAUGGAAGAAGAUGCUGGCAAGUUACUCCACUCAGACUCUGGAGAUUACUCUCAGGUAGAUUUGAAUAGAGCAGGGGUACCUUUGCUUGAGAUUGUGUCUGAACCUGACAUGAGAAGUGGGAUAGAAGCAGCUGAAUACGGUAGUGAGAUGCAAAGGAUUGUGAGGUAUUUGGGAGUGAGUAAUGGGAAUAUGCAAGAAGGCUCUCUUCGUUGUGAUGUUAAUAUCUCAAUCCGUCCCAUUGGGCAAGCUGAGUUUGGCACCAAGGUGGAAAUAAAGAACUUGAAUGCGUUUUCAGCUAUGAGUAGGGCAAUUGACUAUGAGAUAACAAGACAAGCACUUCUAUACAACCAAGGUCAAGCCGACCAGAUUGUAACCGAGACUCGUCUUUGGGACGAAGGAGCUCAGAAAACAGUGACAAUGAGGAAGAAAGAAGGGCUAGCUGAUUACCGCUACUUUCCAGAACCUGAUCUUCCAGAAGUGAUACUCGCCCAAGAAUACGUUGAUAGCAUCCGUGCUUCUUUGCCGGAACUUCCUGAAGCGAAACGCAGGAGGUACGAGGACAUGGGUCUAGGUAUUCAAGAUGUGCUUUUUAUUGCCAAUGACGUCAGUGUUGCAGAAUAUUUCGAUGAAGUCAUUAGUAAAGGUGCUGAUGUGAAGUCGGCAGCAAAUUGGCUGAUGAGUGAUAUUGCUGCUUACUUGAAAAAUGAGGAACUUUCUAUAAAUGAUGUUAAACUUACUCCUCAAGAGUUGGCUGAGUUGAUAGCUGCAAUCAAAGAUGAAACCAUUAGCGGAAAGAUUGGUAAACAGAUACUGUUUGAGCUGUUGGCCAAAGGUGGAACUGUUCAAGGACUGAUAAAAGAAAAGGACUUGGUUCAGAUAACCGAUCCUGUGGAGAUUGAGAAGAUGAUUAUGAAGGUGAUCUCUGAAUCCCCAAAGCAACUUGAGCAGUACCGAAGUGGGAAAACCAAGCUUCAAGGCUUCUUUGCUGGCCAGGUAAUGAAAAUGUCAAAAGGUAAAGCGAAUCCUGCUUUGCUUAACAAGAUUCUCCUGGAGAAGCUCAAUGCCAAGGAGUGAUUAAAAUGUUGAUUAAGACACACAAAAUUGCAGAUGAGAUUAGUGAAAGUGUUGUGAGUUAAAAUUGUUCUUUAGAGAUUUUUGUUGAAAUUUUUAGUUUCACAGAAUGUUGUAAUGGCAAUACAAUGCACAUUGAAUUGGUUCAAAAUUAUUUUGUUUGCAUAUGGAAUAAAAGCUGAGAUUUUG
This is a messenger RNA of Eruca vesicaria subsp. sativa (arugula), 1920 nucleotides long. Lineage: Eukaryota; Viridiplantae; Streptophyta; Magnoliopsida; Brassicales; Brassicaceae. The record is from the annotation of a GenBank genome assembly.